CUCUCCCUCUCUCUCUUUCUCUCCCCCCUCCCUCUCUCUCUCCGCUCGCUUCACAAGUGCAGAUCGAUAAAGGCACCAUUCAAAUAGUGUAGGCUGGACUUGUGUGCGCCCGCCAGCCGCUUUUGUGGAGGGAAUCCAACCAUGUGGAGCACCGGGGGCCGUGCAGAGCGCACCAUGAGCCCGGAGACGCGCACACUUGAUGCCGCUCUCAGCAGACAUGCUCCAGCAGCCCUGGUCCAGGUCUCUUCGGUCCUCUGCUAAAUUCGAGACUCGCUCACUUCGUCUUCGUCUCGCAAACUGCAUUACCUGUCCGUCCUCCUGAGAGGGGGGAGGGGGGGGUCUCCCGGGAAGAGAAAUAGGUUAGGGAUUCUAUUUAUCUAGUUGUCACAAUGAGGCGGAUUUACAGGGAAGGAUGCUACGAAGGAUCCAUGGAAGUGCGGAGAUGCGUUCAAUGUGGCCGAGCUCAAACCACCACGAUGAGGAUUAGGACGAGGAUUGUUUUAUGGAACCUCUUCUUUUCACUCAUGCUCACCUGCGUGGAAGGUUUCAUCCAUACCUGUGGAGGCACUUUAAAGGGAAGGAACGGGACGAUAGAAAGCCCGGGGUUUCCAUACGGUUACCCCAAUGGAGCAAACUGUACUUGGGUGAUCGUUGCAGAGGAGGGCAACAGGAUUCAUAUAGUUUUUCAGUCUUUUGCUGUGGAGGAAGAAUAUGACUUUUUAUCUUUGUAUGAUGGGCACCCGCACCCAGCCAACUUCAGAUCGAGGUUAACAGGAUUUAGCAUUCCCUCACCUGUUACGAGUUCAGGCUCAAUUUUUUCCCUGAGGCUUACCAGUGACUUUGCAGUAAGUGCUCAUGGAUUUAAAGCAUCUUAUGAAGAGCUCAGGAGCAGCUCUUGCGGAAACCCGGGAGUUCCAUCGAAAGGCAUAUUAAAUGGAACACAGUUCAAUAUAGGGGCAAAAAUCCGUUACAGGUGUAUAUCGGGUUAUGUCCUGGAUGGCCAUUCGCUGCUCACCUGCGUCACGAAUGCCGCCGGUGUGUCGGUUUGGGACUUCCCGGUGCCAAUCUGCAGAGCGGAGGACACGUGCGGCGGCACCCUGAGGGGCUCCAGUGGCUUCAUAUCCAGCUUUGAUUUCCCCAGCGGGGACUCCCCUGGGGUUGGAGGACUGGGUAGCAGCGGGGAGUGUAAAUGGACCAUUCUGGCUGACCCGGGGGAUACAAUCUCAUUGGUGUUCACUGAAUUUCAAAUGGAGGAAAAGUCGGAUUAUCUAGAAGUGGAAGGAUCAGAAUCGCCGACGAUAUGGUUGACAGGGAUGAAUAUUCCAGCGCCCAUCAUCAGCAACAAAAAUUGGCUGCGGCUGCAUUUUGUGACAGAGAGUAACCACCGCCACAAAGGCUUCAGGGCUCAGUAUCAAGUGAAAAGCUCCGGAGAGCUGAAAUCCAGGGGGGUGAAGUUGUUACCGGGGAAGGACAACACUAACAAACUGUCUUUGAUGAAUGAAGGUGGAGUCAAGCAGUUGUCCAAUUACUGUCCUGAUCCGGGAGAGCCCGAGAAUGGCAAAAGGAUCGGGUCUGACUUUAGCAUCGGCGCAACUGCUCAAUUUAUCUGCGAUGAAGACCAUGUGCUGCAGGGUUCCAAAACGAUUACCUGCCAGCGCGUGGCUGAAGUCUUUGCAGCUUGGAGCGACCACAGACCCGUCUGCAAGGUGAAAACAUGUGGGUCGAAUCUACUGGGACCUUCGGGAACAUUCACGUCCCCGAACUUCCCCAUCCAAUAUGAGAGCAAUUCCCAGUGUGUGUGGAUCAUCACUGCCAGUGAUCCCAAUAAGGUUAUUCAGAUCAACUUUGAAGAGUUUGACUUGGAGAUCGGCUAUGAUUCUCUUACAAUUGGAGACGGAGCGGAAGUAGGAGAUUCUAAAACUAUAAUACAAGUACUAACUGGGAGCUUCGUGCCAGACCUGAUCGUCAGCAUGUCCCAUCAGAUGUGGCUUCAUCUCCAAUCUGAUGAAAGCGUGGGAUCAAUCGGCUUCAAGAUCAACUAUAAAGAAAUUGACAAAGAGAGUUGCGGCGAUCCUGGUACACCACUUUAUGGCUACCAGGAGGGAAGUGGUUUUUUAAAUGGAGACGUUUUGCGCUUUGAGUGCCAGUUUGGAUUUGAGCUCAUUGGGGAGAGGAUGAUAACCUGCCAGAACAACAAUCAGUGGUCUGCAAACAUCCCCAUCUGCAUAUUUCCCUGUUUUUCCAACUUCACGGCUCCCAUGGGGACCGUGUUGUCUCCAGACUAUCCAGAAGGCUACGGGAACAACCUCAACUGUGUGUGGUUGAUCAUCUCGGAGGCCGGUUCCCGAAUCCACUUGGCCUUUAAUGACUUUGACCUUGAACCGCCCUACGACUUCCUCACAAUUAAAGAUGGCGACCAGUCGGGAGCUACAAUUUUGGGGCGUUUCUCGGGGGCGGAAGUCCCCUCCCACCUGACGUCCAACAGUAACAUCCUGCAGCUGGAGUUUCAGGCAGAUCACUCCAUGUCAGGGCGGGGCUUCAACAUCACCUACAGCACUUUCGGACGUAAUGAGUGCCCUGACCCUGGCAUACCACUGAAUGCCAGGCGCUUCGGGGACAGUUUCCAACUGGGCAGCUCCAUCUCGGUGGUCUGUGAGGAGGGCUUCAUCAAGACGCAGGGGGCCGACACCAUCACGUGCCAUUUAGAGGAAGGCAAGGUGAUGUGGAGCGGUCUCAUUCCAAAAUGUGAAGCCCCUUGCGGAGGUCAUUACUCGGGUCCUUCUGGAGUCAUCUUGUCUCCAGGGUGGCCCGGCUACUACAAAGACUCUCUCAGUUGUGAGUGGGUCAUUGAAGCAGAGCCAGGACGCUCCAUCAAGAUCAGUUUUGACAGGUUUCAAACUGAACUCAGCUAUGACUUCCUGGAGGUGCAUGACGGCCCAAACCUGCUUUCACCUCUGAUUGGCUCGUUCAAUGGGACCCAGGUUCCUCAGUUCCUGUUUAGCACCAGCAACUUCCUGUAUUUGCUGUUCACGACCGACAACAGUAGAUCGAACAGUGGCUUCAAGAUCUUCUAUGAAGUUGUUACGGUGGACACGUACUCCUGCAUGGAUCCUGGUAUCCCGGUCAAUGGUGUGCGGCUCAGCCAUGACCUGUCCAUCGGCUCCACAAUGUCCUUCCAAUGUGAUCCAGGAUAUCGACUAAGUCAUGAGGAACCUCUGGUUUGUGAGAAGAACCACUUCUGGAGCCACCCGCUGCCCACUUGUGACGCGUCAUGCGGUGGGGAUAUUAGAGGACCCGGUGGUGUCAUCCUCUCGCCUGGCUACCCUGAGCUGUAUCCCAACUCCUUGAACUGUACGUGGACUGUGGAGGUCAGCCAUGGAAAAGGUGUCCAGUUUACUUUCCACUCCUUCCACCUGGAGGAUCACCAUGACUAUCUUCUGAUAACAGAAAAUGGCAGCUUCGCCCAGCCGCUGGCUCGACUAACCGGCUCAGAGAGGCCGGCGCCGGUUAAUGCGGGCCUGUAUGGCAACUUCAAAGCACAGCUCCGCUUCAUUUCGGACUUCUCCAUAUCUCUGCAGGGAUUCAACAUCUCCUUCUCAGAGUAUGAUCUUGAGCCUUGUCAGGACCCCGGGACUCCUCGCUUUGGCUGGCACACAGGCUCCAGGUUUGGCAUCGGUGACAACCUAUUGUUCCACUGCAACACCGGAUAUCGUCUGCAGGGGGCCAAAGAGAUCGUUUGCUUGGGAGGUGGCCGCCGAAUGUGGAGCGCCCCUCUGCCAAGGUGUGUGGCGGAGUGUGGAUCAACUGUCUCCAAAAAUGAGGGGGUUCUUUUGUCGCCAAACUACCCGUCGGACUAUGACAACAGCCACGAGUGUGUGUACAGUAUUCAUGUCCAGAGAGGCAAAGGAAUCAAUAUCACCGCCAGCACAUUCCAACUUGCACAAGGUGACAUCCUCAAGGUUUAUGAUGGUAGAGACGGUGCAGCCGCACUUCUUGGCACGUACACCGGCACUUCCAUGCAGGGUCUGUCUCUGACCAGCACUUCCAACAAUAUGUGGUUGGAAUUCUACUCUGACCAGGAGGGGACGGCGUCAGGGUUCCGCCUCUCAUACCGAAGUUUUGAGUUAUCCCACUGUGAUGAGCCGGGAGUGCCGCAAUUUGGCUUUAAAGUCAGUGACCAGGGUCACUUUGCUGGAAGUGCAAUUACGUACGGUUGCGACCAAGGUUACACUCUGCACGGCAGCGGCAUACUCAAGUGCAUGACGGGAGAGAGAAGGGCGUGGGACAGCAACCUGCCGUCAUGUAUUGCGGAAUGCGGUGGCAGUUUCAAGGGGAAAACAUCCGGGCGCAUCCUUUCCCCCGGGUAUCCAUUUCCGUACGACAACAACCUGAGGUGCACGUGGACCAUUGAGGUCAACUCUGGAAAUAUUGUCAGCCUCCAGUUUCUUGCUUUCGACACAGAGGCAUCCCACGAUAUCCUGAAGGUGUGGGAUGGUCCGCCCGACAAUGAAAUGUCUCUGAAGGAGGUUAGCGGCUCGCUGCUGCCUGAGGGGAUCCACUCUACUCUCAAUGUGGUCACCAUUCAGUUCGAAACUGACUUCUACAUCACCAAGUCUGGCUUUGCCAUUGACUUCUCCAGUUCACUUGCCACCGCCUGCAGAGAUCCGGGUAUCCCCAUGAAUGGCACUCGCAACGGGGAAGGACGGGAGCCCGGCGACUCUGUGACCUUCUCUUGCGAUCCGGGAUAUGAAUUGCAGGGGGAGAGCCGAAUCACCUGCAUCCAAGUGGAAAAUAGAUACUACUGGCAACCCAGCCCUCCGAGUUGCAUUGCUCCGUGCGGAGGGAAUGUGACUGGAUCUUCAGGGUUCAUCCUGUCACCCAACUACCCUCACCCCUACCCGCAUAGUAAAGACUGUGACUGGCUGAUUGCUGUCCACUCGGACUAUGUCAUAUCCUUGGCUUUUAUCAGCUUCAGUAUUGAGCCCAACUAUGAUUUCUUGUAUAUCUACGAUGGGCCAGACAGCAGCGCUCAUCUGAUUGGAAGUUUCCAGGACAGUAAACUUCCGGAGAAGAUUGAGAGCUCCUCCAACUUCAUGUACUUGGCAUUCCGUAGUGACGGCUCCGUGAGCUACACUGGCUUUCAUUUGGAGUACAAAGCCAAACUGCGGGAGGCAUGUUUUGAUCCAGGGAAUGUGAUGAAUGGCACUAGAAUGGGCACCGACUACAAGCUGGGAUCCAUGGUUACAUUUAAUUGUGAGGCUGGAUACCUACUGCAAGGCUACUCUACUUUGACAUGCGUCAUGGGCAACAGCAAGAGACCGGAGUGGGACAGAAGCAAGCCAAGUUGCCAAGCUCCCUGCGGGGGUCACUUCACAGGUUCAGAGGGCACCGUGCUGUCCCCCAACUAUCCACAUAAUUAUACCAGAGGCCAGAGCUGUGUGUAUGACAUCUUUGUCCCCGGAGACUUUGUGCUGUUUGGUCAGUUUGUGGUGUUCCAUACAUUGACCAGCGACCUUGUCGAGAUCUUUGAUGGAUCCUCAACGGAAUCACCUCUUCUUUCCUCCAUUUACGGAUCCCAUUCAGGGGAGACGCUCCCUUUGAGCUCAGGAAACAAGGUAACGCUCAAGUUUACCUCAAACGGCACCGACACAGCCAAAGGAUUUCAUUUUGUUUACCAAGCCGUCCCCAGGACCAGCUCCACUCAGUGUAGCUCAGUCCCCGAGCCGCGAUUCGGGAAGCGCCUCGGGAACGACUUUGGCACUGGAAUGGUGGUGCUGUUUGAAUGCAAUCCAGGUUAUACGCUGCACGGCGCCAGCGCCAUCAGGUGCGAGGCCGUGCCCAAUGCCCUCGCCCAGUGGAACGGCACUGUGCCCACAUGUGCUGUUCCCUGUGGGGGGGUGCUGACUGGCCGCAGAGGCACCAUCCUUUCUCCCGGAUACCCGGAUCCGUAUUCCAACUACCUAAACUGCGCCUGGAAAAUAACUGUUCCGGAGGGAGCUGGCAUUCAAAUUCAAGUGGUGACCUUUGCAACGGAGCACAACUGGGAUUCGCUGGAUUUUUUUGACGGGGUGGAUGGCAACGCUCCGAGGCUUGGUAGCUACUCAGGUACAACGAUUCCCCAACUGCUAAAUAGCACAUCAAACAACCUCUACCUGACCUUCCAGUCUGACAUCAGUGUGUCUGCCGCUGGCUUCCAUUUGGAGUACACAGCAAUAGGUUUGGAUUCGUGCCCUGAGCCGCUGCCCCCCACUAACGGCCACAAAGUGGGAGACCGCUACACUGUGGGCGACAUGGUUUCCUUCCAGUGUGAUCGAGGAUUCUCGCUACAGGGUAAUGCAUACAUCACGUGCAUGCCUGGUCCCGUCAGAAGGUGGAAUUACCCCGUACCGUUGUGUUUAGCUCAGUGUGGCGGCUCCAUGACAGACUUCAGUGGCGUUAUCCUCAGCCCGGGCUUUCCAGGGAAUUACCAGAGCAGCCUGGACUGCAGCUGGAGAGUUCAGCUUCCUAUCGGCUUUGGGAUCCAUCUGCAGUUUCUGAACUUCUCCACGGAGCCGGUUCACGACUAUCUGGAAGUGCGCAGCGGCAGCUUAGAGGCUGGAACCGUGAUCGAUCGCUUCAGUGGCUCGCUGGUUCCCAACUCUCUGUUCAGCACCACCCACGAGACCACGCUCUUCUUCCACAGCGACUACUCCCAGAACAAGCCUGGCUUCCAUAUUGUUUAUCAAGCAUAUGAGCUCCAGAGGUGCCCGGAUCCACGGCCAUUCCGCAACGGCCUCGUGAUCGGCCAAGACUACAGCGUGGGGAUGACCAUCACUUUCGAGUGCCUGCCUGGAUAUACGCUUCUUGGGGAGCCUUCGCUCACAUGUCUUCACGGAGUCAGCAGAAACUGGAACCACCCCAUACCUCGCUGUGAAGCUCUCUGUGGUGGGAAUAUCACAUCAAUGAACGGCACUAUUUAUUCCCCCGGACACCCUGCUGAGUACCCCCACUUCCAGGACUGCAUGUGGACUGUCAGAGUCCCUCCUGGUUACGGCAUCUACAUCAAUUUCUCAAUUAUCAAUACGGAGCCAAUCUAUGACUACAUCACUGUGUGGGACGGACCUGAGCAGACCUCACCCCAGAUUGGUCAGUUCAGCGGCACGUCCAUGCAGGAAGGUGUGUCCACUACCGCCAACCAAAUCCUCAUCAAGUUCCACAGCGACUUCAGUACCAGCGGCUUCUUUGUGCUCAAUUACUACGCAUACCAACUGAGGACGUGUCAGCCGCCGCCUCCUGUCGCCAACGCCACCGUCCUGACUGACGACGACCAUUUUGAAAUCGGGGACAUUAUCCGCUACUCGUGCCUGCCGGGCUUCACCUUGGUCGGCAGCGAGAUUCUGACCUGUCGACUCGGAGAGCGGCUCCAGAUGGAUGGACCCCCACCAGUCUGUCAAGUCCAAUGUCCUGCUCACGAGGUGCGGUUUGACUCAACGGGGGUGAUCCUGAGUCCGGGCUACCCUGAAAAUUACCCAAACCUUCAGAUGUGCUCUUGGCUGAUCAAUGUGGAGAAGGGCUACAACAUUUCUCUGCACUUUGAACUAUUUCAGACGGAAAGGGAGUUUGACAUUUUGGAAAUAUUUGAUGGUCCAAACAUCUACAGCCAGAACCUGGCAUCACUGAGUGGUGACAUGGAGACCCCCUUCAGUCUGACCACCACCGGCCACCAGCUCCUGCUGCGCUGGUCUUCCGACCACGGCACCAACCGACGAGGUUUCCACAUCAGAUAUGUGGGUGAGUAUCAAACGAUGUACUGCAGUACCCCCGACUCCCCACAGCACGGUUUUGUUGUCAGCCAGACUGGGGGUCAUGUUAACAGCACGGUGCGCUGGGCCUGCGACAGGGGGUAUAAACUGAUAGGAAAGGGCACAGCUGUAUGCCAGAAGACCACCCACGGCUACUACACCUGGGACGCACCAGUUCCUGCCUGUCAAGCUGUGUCGUGCGGCGUGCCCAGCGCGCCAAUGAACGGAGGUGUUCUCGCAGCUGAUUAUUCCGUCGGCACACGGGUGACCUACUUUUGCAACAGUGGCUACCGGCUCUCCUCCAAAGAGCUGACGACCACAGUCUGCCAGCCAGACGGCACCUGGAGCAACCACAACAAGAUACCUCGAUGCAUCCUCAUGAUGUGCCCCAGUCUUAGUUCCUUCUCUCUGGACCACGGGAAAUGGAAGCUGGUCAAUGGCUCUUCCUAUGAGUUCGGGACCAAGAUCAUUUUCAUCUGCAACCCAGGAUACUUUCGUGUCGGUCCUGCUCACAUCCAGUGUCUGGCCAAUGGAGCUUGGAGUUGGAGAAAUGAAAGACCUCGAUGCAGAAUCGUUUCUUGUGGAGAUCUUCCAUCUCCACCCAAUGGGAAGAAAAUUGGGACUCAGACAACCUUUGGAGCAUCAGCCAUUUUCAGCUGUAACCUUGGCUACGUUUUAACCGGAUCCACUGUUAGAGAGUGUCUCUUGUCUGGGCUUUGGAGUGGAACAGGGACUCAGUGCCUGGCCGGCCAUUGCGGUACCCCCGAGCAGAUCGUGAACGGUCAGGUGAUCGGGGAGAAUUUCGGUUACAGAGACACGGUGGUGUACCAGUGCAACUCGGGAUUCAGGCUCAUUGGCUCUUCAGUCCGGAUUUGCCAGCAGGACCACAACUGGUCUGGACAACUCCCAGUUUGUAUCUCUGUCACGUGCGGCCACCCCGGCAGCCCCAUCUACGGGCGCACCAUCGGCGACGGCUAUAACUACAAUGACGUGGUGCGCUUCUCCUGCAAUAAAGGCUACACACUGGAGGGACCUUCCACAGCCCAGUGCCAGACAAACCGCCAGUGGAGCCAGCAGCCCGCUACAUGCAGAGUGGUGAACUGCACAGACCCAGGCAUUCCCGCCAAUUCCAUCCGUGAAAGCAAGAUCGAGCAUGGCAACUUUACGUUUGGCAGCGUGGUGUUCUACGACUGCAACUCUGGAUAUUACCUGUUUGGAUCCUCGGUGCUCACCUGCCACCCGACUGGUCACUGGGACAAACCUCUGCCGGAAUGCAUAGAGGUGGAUUGUGGCCACCCAGGUACGCCUCCUCAUGCAGUCAUGAUUGGAGAGAAGUUCACCUUUGGCUCUGCAGUGCGGUAUUCCUGCUCUGGAGACCGCCAGCUCAUAGGAGACUCAUCACUCACUUGUCAGCUUAAUGGCCAUUGGAGUGGCCCACUGCCCCACUGCUCAGGCGACACUGCGGGCACCUGCGGGGAUCCCGGCACGCCCGCACACGCCAGCAGGGAGGCUGGCAACUUCAAAGUGCGAAGCAAGGUGCGAUUCACCUGCGCGGUGGGACAUACACUGUACGGCUCGGCGGAGAGGAUCUGCUUCCCCAACGGGACGUGGUCGGGCAGACAGCCAUUCUGCAAACCGAUGCAGUGUGGGAACCCAGGGACGCCUUCUCAUGGCCGUGUUUCCCGUGUGGACGGGACAACCUUCUCCCACUCUAUUGUGUAUUCGUGUAUGGAGGGAUAUCUCCUGUCGGGCUCGCCCACACGCCAGUGUCUGGCCAACGGCACGUGGUCUGGCGGCGCUCCAAACUGCACGUUGAUCACUUGCGGAGACCCCGGAAGCCCAGCAAAUGGGCUUCGAUUUGGAGAUGACACCACCGUGGGCCACAACGUGACCUUUAUGUGUCAGCCGGGCUACGUGAUGGUCGGCGAGGACCACAACGUCACCAGAACCUGCACCAACAACGGCACGUGGAGUGGCACGGUUCCAACAUGCAAGGUGGUGACGUGUCCAACACCUCUGUCCAUCCCGAACGGUCUCUUGGAGGGCUCAGUGUGGGAGUGGGGCUCCAGCGUGAGCUACAGCUGUCUGCCGGGCUAUGAGCUGUCCUUCCCUGCUGUGCUCACCUGCACAGGGAAUGGCACGUGGAGUGGAGACCUGCCUCAGUGCUUGCCCAAGUUCUGUGGAGAUCCUGGUACCCCUGCCAAAGGACGGAGAGAAGGGCGUAGCUUCAUCUUCAAGUCAGAGGUGACAUUUAGCUGCAGUGCCCCCUUCGUGCUGGUCGGGUCAACAACACGUCUGUGCCAAGAGGACGGAACCUGGACUGGAGCGCAGCCUCGCUGCAUCGAGCCUACAAGAAGCACCUGUGAGAAUCCAGGAAUACCUGAGCAUGGCUUCAUGAACUACACCACAGGCUUUAAGGUGGGCAGCAGGGUGGACUUCCAGUGCCAACAGGGACACAUCCUGCAUGGUUCCACCACCCGCCUCUGUUUGCCAGACCUCACCUGGACCGGUCUCCAGGCUACCUGUGUUCCUCACUCGUGCAAGCAACCACGCAGCCCGGCCAACUCUGACGUGGUGGGUCUGGACCUGCCCUCCUACGGUUACACCCUCGUGUACACCUGUCAGCCAGGUUACUUCCUUUCCGGGGGAUCGGAGCACCGCUUCUGCCGCUCGGACGGCAGUUGGACCGGCAAGGUGCCCGUGUGUAGAGCUGGAUCCAAAUCACAGGAAAAAACUAUCAAACUCAUCCCGGGGACUCCGAGCCCUAAAAUACACGUUCCAGAGGAUGUAUUCGCUCCCGACUUCCUGUGGAAAGGCUCCUAUGAUUACAAGGGACAGAAGCAGCCGAUGACGAUGACAGUCGUAAGCUUUAACGCCACGACGGGGAAAGUGAAUGUAACUUUAAACGACAGCAGCAUGGAGUUUCUGCUCUCUGGAGUGUACAAACACCAGGAGGCGAGGCUGACGCUUCUACUCUACCACAUGAGAGUUCUGUCCCACAGUUCCUUGAGCAGGAUUACCGAGGAGACCUGGUCAAUGGAUGGAUUUGUUUCAGCCGAGCCCGAGGGCGGGAGCUACGUGUUACAAGGCUUUAUACAGGGUAAAGACUACGGACGCUUUGGACUACAGAGGCUUGGUUUGAGUGUGAGAGAGAACAUCACGCUCACUGAGCCUGAAACCAACACCUCCACCAACAGCAGCUCCGUUGCUGUUGCAAUCCUCGUGCCUUUCUUCGCCCUCAUCUUGGCCGGGCUGGGUUUUUAUGUGUAUAAACAGAGGAAAACAGACAAGGCGCAAUACACGGGAUGUUCCGUGCACGAGAAUAACAACGGACAGGCAACGUUUGAGAAUCCCAUGUACAACACCAACACAAAGGCUGCCGAGGGGAAAGUCGUCCGCUUUGACCCCAACCUCAACACCAUCUGCACCAUGGUUUGACGCCUGCAGCGUUUGAGGGAGAGACCCGUUUUCUUUGUUUGCCUAACAUGAAUAUAUAUUGACAUGUUUAUACUUUUGCCAGUUUGCGCUGCCGCCAAACGGAAAGAGAAACGGAAAGCGAAACAAAGCAAAGCACACUUUCAAGCACGCCGAGGGCCCUCGCCAUUUGUGUAAACACACAAGGUAAAGGACGGGAACAUGCGGUGAAGAGGUGCCUCGUCUUCUCAUAGGUCUUCCCGUAGGUUGGCCGAGAAGGAAAAAGAGGCUGCUGCACUCUGUGAGUGUUGGUUUCAUAGAUUUUAUGUUCUUAAGGGGAAUUAUGUCAGUAAUGCCAAAUGAGAAAAUUGUAUUUUCUACUCCACGUCAAGAGCCUUUGUGAGUGUGUGUGUUUAUGAGUCUCUUCCACCCAUCUUCUUCUUCUCUUCUCACCUCGGUGCUGAGGUGAUCGAUGUCAUCUUUUCCUGAUUUUCCAAAUGGAGGUGAAAAAAGAAGCUUCCUUUUCUUUGGAAACACUCAAGUCUUUUCAAUACGCACGGCCAAUUGCACCUCUUUAAUUGGUCGCUGCCUCCUACUGACAAAUUAUACGGCCUGGGAUGUAAUUACUGAGGUUCAGUACAAUUUGUCCAAUUCCAAUGGGAAAGCUUUUAUUUUUACUGUGCUGUGUUCCGUCGUGAGAGCUAUAGUUGGCAUAAACUUUUACUAUCGGGUUGUGUGUUGGUACUUUGUUUUUCACGCUUUAAAUGUAAGCGUUUGUGUUGACAACGAGCCCCCAAAGUCGAGUCGCUUCAUUCUGUCCUAUGGAGGGCAUUGGUCACACGGGGCUGUUUGUCUCCUAACUAAUUUACCUUCGCUAUUCUCAUCUGGAUUAUUACAUCAGCGUCUUUGUGUCCCAAGUUAUCUCAAAGCCGAGGCUCUGUGCAUAAUGAUCUCACUUUAUUGACUGUCAUGUUUGGGCUUGUGUGCAGCAAUGAGGACCAGGUUUUAGGAUUUAAUCCUGAAUCCAAAGGGCAAAGAUGUCCACAUGUCAGCGGAGUUAAGCUUCUGGUCUGGUUUUGUUGUGUCUCGGACUUACCCCAACAAGGCUGCCCCUGGACGACUUGGUGCUCUUAGCAGAAUUUAAUCCAAAAUCACGACCACGAACAGGGGUGCCACCAGGAAGUCCGGGUCCUACGGAAAAAUCCCAUCAGUCGCCAUAUCUUUAGGGCCGAACUAACCCAUUAAAAGCUUUUUUUUGUUAUUAAACUUGAACCUGAGUUUAUUUAGAUGCAUGUUUUGGAGUAAUAUGAAUACAUGCGGGCUGCACGGUGGUCGAGUGGUUAGCGGGAGACCCGAGUUCAAUCCACCCUCGGCCAUCUCCAUAUGGAGUUUGCAUGUUCUCCCCGUGCAUGCGUGGGUUUUCUCCGGGUACUCCGGUUUCCUCCCACAUUCCAAAAACAUGCUAGGUUAAUUGGCGACUCCAAAUUGUCCAUAGGUAUGAAUGUGAGUGUGAAUGGUUGUUUGUCUAUAUGUGCCCUGUGAUUGGCUGGCCACCAGUCCAGGGUGUACCCCGCCCGAAGACAGCUGGGAUAGGCUCCAGCACCCCCUGCAACCCUUGUGAGGAUAAGCGGUAGAAAAUGACUGAAUGGGAAUUACAUUGCUCAGUAAAUUAUUAAUAGUGCAACAAAGGCAGCAGCUGUACCAUUACACCAGUUGAGCAGGUGAUUGCUCGUUCCGUCAUUCUGGCAAUGAACGCCGUGUCGGAUUCAUCUGCUUUUUUUGUCCUCUCCUGCCUCGGGCUGACUCGGUGCUCGAUGCGAUGCACAUCCUUUACGCAUUAUGGGGCCCGCCACGGAUCGAGGGACCAUGUAGGGAGGGGGGCCUGUACCUCCACAUCGCCACUGUGCUGUGAAAGUGUUCAACCCCAUGAAGUGAGCAGUGUGUGUUUUUCGGGGCAAGCUGUGCCUUACGGUGCACGCUCACUGGACGCAGCCGAAUCUCACUGCCACCUACUGGCCACGUGCGGCCAUGGCAGGGACUGUCUUGUCCAACUUCUUUGGAACCUCCCGUGUCCCCCAUGCCCCGGUUCUACAUAACAUUACACGUUUGCAAGCAACACACAAGUCCUGCAGUUCUAUUGGAUGUUUUGAUUUCUCAUGACCCGCCCCACUCGGCACGCUUUACAUAGCUAAUUAGUCCGAGCCUAACAGCAAGUAAUUACUUGAGGGAUCCAAGGCCUGGGUCUGUUUUGUUGACACGAGUCAUUAUCUGUUGCCAACUAAUGUACAUUUAAUAUGAAGAAGAAUCGCACAAACAUGAUCAUCUCUCUUUUUCUUUGAUCUUUUCACCAUCAUAGCAGUGCCUUUAAUACUCGAUGGGCAGACGUUCUUCAUGGAGGCUUAACACUGACCGCUUUAGAAGACGUACUGUACGUAUACAGUGGCAGAAAAAGGAAGUGGUGUUCAAUGCUCAUAGUUUCGUACCUGUGCAUGUUGGCUCAGAGGUAAUCCCCCCCCCGGUUUCUUUGUACCCCUGUCAUUGCUAUUACAUUUUGUGCAUUUAUACAGUUUUGAUACUUGAUGGAGUUCUUUGGUGAAGAUGUCUUGUGUUAUCAAUAUGUAAUAUAUUUUGCCAAGCGCGUAUUUCUUAUGUAUGAGGAUUUAAAAGAUGCAUCCGGAGCAAAACAGCAGCGGGCGAGUUGAUUUCAGUUGUGCUAUAACCUUCAAACGUGUUAUAACAUGUUAUAUAUGAAAAUGUAAAUAAUACAGAACUUUUGUAAAGAGAUAUAUUUUUUAUUCAAAUAAAGCAUUUGUAAGUUAUUGAAAAUGUUGUGUAAAAUGCACAUGUAAAUGUCAUGUAAGAUUACAAAAUGUUUUGUAUAUUUUUUUCUGUAUCAGCAAUGUAUAAAUCCUUAAUUU
Doryrhamphus excisus (bluestripe pipefish) is the source of this 14113-nucleotide messenger RNA. RefSeq names its product CUB and sushi domain-containing protein 3-like. The record is from RefSeq and is a predicted model, not a curated record. Lineage: Eukaryota; Metazoa; Chordata; Actinopteri; Syngnathiformes; Syngnathidae.